Molecule: messenger RNA, 828 nt
Organism: Physella acuta
Lineage: Eukaryota; Metazoa; Mollusca; Gastropoda; Physidae
Biological process (GO): CENP-A containing chromatin assembly; chromosome segregation
Cellular component (GO): nucleus; chromatin; chromosome, centromeric region
Source: RefSeq, a predicted model, not a curated record
UUUGUUGUUCUGCAAACGAGUAGUGGCUGGGGCUGGCCUACAAUCACAAUCACAACAUUUGAACAUAACAUAUCUCUAGUCUCUAGAUCUGAUCUAGAAAAUCUAGAUCUAGGUGUAGAUGGCUAGAAUCUAUUUCUAGAUCUAGAUCUAAAAUUAGAUCUCGAGUAAGUCUAGAUUAGAUUUGGUAAUCUAUCGUUUUGGGGGUAAUCUAUCGUUUUAGAUCUAGCUAAAGUAGCUAUCUACUAUCUAGCUAGAAUAAUCUAGAUCUAGCUAGAUCAAUCAAGAUUCUGCAACAUGUCUAACAACAGUACUCAACCAAUUUCAAUUGUGCCAUUGGCAUCAACUACACUAACAGUGUAUCAGUGUGAAGCAUGCGGAUCAGUUUUAGGCGAUUCAUCUUCUUUUGUUUAUUUGAGUGAAACUUUACGAACAAUAACCCUAACAGAUGCGCACCCCUCAACAGUCCAAGUGCAACAGCGACAAGAAAAUUGCGAAAUAGAAAAUUUGAGAGGGAGCAUAUAUUUCAGAGUGGACUGUGCUAAGUGUUGUGAACCUGUGGGAAUGAUUUUGAAAAAUCUUCCAGUUCACCUGUCACUUCUAGAAGGCAAUCUCAGCUUUUAUAUUGACAAAGUUACUAGCUGUGCCAUUCCUGGGAAAAGUCAAAUGCCUAAUCAAACACUAUUUUCUGCAGUCAUGAAAAUGCAAGAAGAAAUAUCUAAGAUUCAAGUAGUGAUCUUAAAUAUUCAUCAGCGACUUGAGAAUAUAGAAAAAACAUUUGCUGAAGAAGAUGAAAAUUUGAAUGCAGAAGAAAUAAAACACAUCUAACUC